Messenger RNA from Mizuhopecten yessoensis (Yesso scallop), 2667 nucleotides. RefSeq names its product hemicentin-1-like. The record is from RefSeq and is a predicted model, not a curated record. The transcript is spliced from 8 exons. Lineage: Eukaryota; Metazoa; Mollusca; Bivalvia; Pectinida; Pectinidae. Bases 151 to 1542 code for a protein of 463 amino acids.
AAAGGUUAAAAAUAAACCAGGAAGUUGGCACAACGCGUGGAUAGAUUGGUUCUUCAUUAUUUUGUUAAUUAUGCACAUACAGAGGACAGAUCUGUACUGCUGUGCAGCUGGUUUACUGGGCAGACAUUGAUAUAUUAAGAUUGUACGGAGAUGCAUAGCGCAAAGGAAAGUUGGGGUAAUCCGGUUUAUAUUCCACCACCUGAUUACGACAACAACAUUAGGAUUGUGAAUCAAAGGGGUCCACAUUGUGCUGAUCAGUUCCCCGACCAGACGCACUACCUGCAUCCAGUGGACAUUGCUUCCAAUUUCAAUCCCAUUGGAUCACACACGCUUUCAGGACAACAUAUUUACGACAAUCUAGCAGAUGUUUUACCAAAGCGGGAAGUCCGAUCCUACCGACCGGUUAUUGUUAUAAUUGUAGUGGUACUUGGUUUGGUAAUUCUUGCAGCAGUCGGCGCGCCUACACUGUAUAUUACGGUAUUCAAACCAGGUGCACAGGAAGGAAAUCCUCCAGUAAAUGGUAUCUGGAAUGACUGGCAGUCAUGGAGUGACUGUUCUGCUACAUGCGGUAACGGUGACAUGACCCGCAAUAGAACCUGCGACAACCCUCCUCCUUCAUUUGGUGGAAACUACUGCGAAGGCACAGCUACAGAAAACCAGAGUUGCAAGCUUACUAACUGCUCUGUUAACGGAAACUGGAGUGUAUGGUUGGCAUGGAGUUCCUGUUCCGUAUCUUGUGACAAUGGUACUAGGAUCCGCAACAGAACAUGUGACCAUCCUGUUCCAGCGUUUGGUGGUGAGGAAUGCGACGGUAUUUAUACGGACAGUGAAGUGUGUAUGAUAAUUCACUGUCCAAUAAAUGGUAAUUGGAGUUCCUGGCGGCCAUGGAGUGACUGUUCUACAACUUGCGGUGGUGGUAUAAAGAAUCGAACAAGGAUUUGUGACAAUCCUGCUCCUGAACACUUGGGCCUGGACUGUGAUGGACAUGGCUUUGAAUCGUCAACUUGUGGUGAAGUGACCUGUCCCCCACCUGGUGUCUGGGGUACCUGGACAGAGUGGGCUGACUGUUCCGUGUCUUGUGGCGUGGGUGUGUCAAGCAGAACAAGAAUAUGUGACAACUCCGCCGGCGGUGAAUGUAUUGGGACUAAUUCAGAAACAAAGUGGUGUCAACACAGGUUCAAAUGUUACGACAGUUGGGGAGACUGGGGUGCAUGCAGCGUUACGUGUGGCAGCGGGAUACAGACUAGGAACAGGACAUGUGAUGGCAAAUUUACCGGACAGGAAUGCGGAUGGAAUCCUCCGACAUUCAGAGAUAAGAAGACUUGUGUAAACCCAGAAACCUGCGACGUUUAUUUUUGCGCUAGUAGAAAUGCGAGUUGCUUCUACAAUCAUCCAAACAGGUGUGACCUAUACAUCGAGUGCGAUGAAAACAAGGUCAUGCACGAGGACAUGUGCAACGUGUUGCUGAGGUUCAAGCUCAGUGUCGACGAUGAAUGUGACGGAUACUGUGACUGGGAGGCCAGUGUACCUUGUUCUUUGUGAUUGACUUCUCGGCGUUAAUAUUCGUGGACAUGUUACAGUGAACAGAGUGGCAGUAUCAUUGAACUGACUGUUCUUUGUGAUACUAAUUUACAAAUGGCUUACGGUUUGAAUUUUAACAUUUUCCGUUAAAUUGUGUUUUUUUGCUAAAAUGUCUGGAACAUGACGCAUUUGCAAAACAUAUCAGAAGGAUAUUAUUGAAGAGAAACAAUGAGGUAACCAUGUCUGUAAUAAUAAAAUAUGUUAAUCACCAUCAGUAGGUUUUAAGCAACAGAAAACAAACGAUGUGACCAUCAUAAAAACGUUACUAUUUUUCGUCGGGGAAUGUCUGAAAACAUACGAAAUGUGUCGAUGGUGUAUGAAAACAAUGAUGACUAUUUUGGUGGUAUAUAAAGACACUGGUGACUAUGACGAAGGACUAUUUACUCCAGUAUUCUUCGAAAAAUAUGCAAUAGUGGAUUUCUGCCAGAAUUUUUUCUUAAAUUAUUACAUUGCUUUCAAUGUGCUGUGUGACACGGUUUAAGGUUUACAAUUUUGUUUAAAUCUUGUAAACUUAGAUUAAACUUAGUGCCCAAUACGCAAAUUAUAGCAAGAUUUCUUUUUAGGAUUGUUCUUUAACAAAUACUGUUUUAUUGAUAUUGUAAAACUCAUAUAUUGUUGACUUUAACUAUCACGUGACGAUGUGUACCUGUUUGUCUUUACUGACAAGGUCCUACUGGCUUUGUCAUUUAUUUGUAAGAUAUAAUGACCGGAUAUUUAAACAAACGUUCUAUGCAUAAUAUCUUCCAGUGUUUCAGCAUAUGAGUCCUAUGUUUGUACUUGUAUCGUAUACUGAAUGAGGAAAAUGGAGAACAUAUUGAUAGUAUAUUAGACGAUUACAAUAUGAGUAUGGUGCCUGAUGAUAAUGGUGACUAUAUUGCUGACGUAGAAGGGCAAUAAGGACUAUGUUGGUCCUUAUUCACAUUUAUAAUCAUGAGGACUGUGUUGUUUGUGUAUUCGGAUAAUGGGGACUCUGUUGUUAGUGUGUUUAAGACUUUGUUGAUGGUGUAUUGUACUAUGUUGAUGGUGUAUUGUACUAUGUUGAUGGUGUAUUGGUACUAUGUUGAUGGUGUAUUGAUACAAUGUUGA